Messenger RNA from Momordica charantia (bitter melon), 1209 nucleotides. RefSeq lists its product as uncharacterized. Lineage: Eukaryota; Viridiplantae; Streptophyta; Magnoliopsida; Cucurbitales; Cucurbitaceae. The record is from RefSeq and is a predicted model, not a curated record.
UAUAGCUACGGAGGGCAAGGAGAUGGAGAUGGAGAUGUUUGAAGUUGGCCCAUGUGAAUCCGCAUACCAAAUGGGGUUCUCCAUUGGCGAGAGGUUCUCUGAUACAAUAAAGAGCAGAUUGGACAAUGACCUCGUUCUUCGCGACCAGCUCCUUCCUUUUGCUCAGACCCCACAGUCGCAGCCUCUUAUCCAAGCUCUCUGCAAUAACAACAAGAACAAGUUUCCCAGAUACUGGGAUGAACUCAUCGGAAUCGCAGAAGGAAGUGGUGUGCCAAUUCUUGAGAUCAUUCUAAUCAACUUCAGGAAGGAGAUUCUUCCCUUUCUUCAGAAGGAAGUGCCUUCAGUUGUUGAUUGUUCAGAUGAUUGUUCUGAUAUUCUUGUUGUUAGUGAUUCCAUGGCCAUUGCAGCACAUAAUGAAGAUGCCAACGUUGCUCUGGUUGGCCACACCUAUUUGGUCAAAGCAAAACUGCAAAAUGGGCUAUCUUUUCUUGCUUAUACCUACGCAGGAGAGCUUCCGAGCUGCGCUUUUGGUUUUAAUGGCCAUGGACUGGCAUUCACCCUGAAUUCAGUGCCUCCGACCAAUGAUGAGGUUGCAGCUGGGGCAAUCGGACGGAACUUUAUCUCCCGGGACCUCCUUGAAACUAUAAGCCUUGAAAAUGCGAUACUUGUAAGACCAUGCAACAAUGUCUUCUAUUAUAGCUGUUCUAGCUUACCGGAGCAGUUCCGAAACAUAACACAUUGGAUUGGAUUCUCUUUGCAGAGAAUUCGCUCAGCAGAAGUAUCCGUCGGGCACAGUUAUAAUCUGAUUGAUGUUCAGACAAGAAGAAUUGUGAAUGUAGAAACAGCAUCAAGGUUUAGAUUUUCAGCCAAGGAAAUUGGGGCUACUCCAUUUUUCCAUGCAAAUAUGUAUACCCAUCUUCAGAUUAACCAGGUACAAGAUGAAAACUCUACAAGCAGGCAAAGACGAGCUGAUGUCCUGCCAAAAGGAUCAAGAAGCGAAUUCCUGUCGAUUCUUGGAGAUACGGAUAACAAGAAGUAUCCUAUCUAUAUGACAGGUCCUACGCUUUACACAUUGUGUACUGCUCUAAUUGACCUGGACGAACAAACUCUAUCAAUCAUUCAAGGAAAUCCGAAGAAAAACGUGAUAUCCCAUGUCUUCUCCUUGCCGUUGGUGGGGUUGAAGAAACCAUAAGCACACUGCUGCCUCCA